Polypterus senegalus (gray bichir) is the source of this 2083-nucleotide messenger RNA. RefSeq names its product early activation antigen CD69-like. The coding region runs from base 99 to 683 and encodes 194 amino acids. The record is from RefSeq and is a predicted model, not a curated record. NCBI's taxonomy places the organism in Eukaryota, Metazoa, Chordata, Cladistia, Polypteriformes, Polypteridae. The transcript has 7 exons.
UUUCUGUCAAGACUUGAUGAAGACACAACAAGACGGGUGACCCAGCAGGUCCAACGGGCUUUCAGGUUUCAAAAGAGUUUAUUUUAUGCUGACCAGCCAUGGCACAAGCAGCAGAAUUUAUUGAAGAUGGAAAUAAAGACGAACGCAAGGAACACCCAGACAUUCAGCAGCCUUCAGUGACACAAAAUAAAAAGUGGCUGUGCCUCAUUUACUUUGGACUUGCCUUUGGCCUCCUGUUGGCAGUAGGUACAGGACUCAGACUUUUAGUACCAGCUUUUACUUCACAGUGUGAAGUUGUCCCAGACAAAUCUGUAGUGUGCUGUCCUGAGAAGUGGACACGAUACAAGGAAAACUGCUACUUCCUCUCCAUAAAUAAAACAACAUGGGAGAGAAGCAGUUCAUACUGCGCCUCUCAGAACAGUCAUCUAGCCGUGUGCGAGGAAGAAGAGGAGUUGACUUUUCUCAUCGAGGAGGGACGAACUUACCUGACGUUUUGGGUCGGGCUGAGGAGGGACACCCAGGACAACUGGAAAUGGGUCAAUGAACAACCCUUCACUCAGGGAAAAUGGGGUCUCUCAGGAGAAGGGAGAUGUGUCUGUUUGGCUAAACAAUCUAUGCAGGUGAAGCAGUGUGAAACGGAUCAGCUCUGGGUGUGUGAGAUGAAAGCGCCCCUUUGUGACUGAGCCUUCACCCGAUACAAUUUAUGAGUGGAAUGGGACUGGGUGGGGGCGAAGGGGUUGGAGACGCUAAUUUAACAGAUUCCUAAUGAUUUAGACUACAACCAGCAGCCAAAAAACAGCCAACAUGAAUGACAAGUGGAAUCCAGGACUAAGACUUCAAGGAGGGAGAACCUUAAUCACGUAAGUCAGAAGAAAUUAAAGAGAUGGCAGGCACAGUCCAUCAGCCAGUGUAAAGAAAUUAGAUAUGCAUGUCACUUAUGUACAGUACAAGUGCCUAGUAGUAAAGGUUCAUGGCAUUUGAUUCAGUUAUUUCAAGGUAGCUCCUGGUCCAGGACAUUCCACCUUUAUGGUAGAUAAAUGGACAAGAGGUCAGUAGGAGUUUGUUCAGUUUUGCUAAACCAGCUUAGAUUCUGUGUGUGUACAUUCUGUAAUUUAACAUGAAGACAUUUGCUUGUCGAUCUCUUCCUUGCCCUGUUCUUGUCUACAGAAAGCCUCCCAGGACUUGUUACAAGGCUUGAAUAAAUGAGCCCGUUUGUGGGACAGACUGGGGUCGCUUCCAUGCUCUGAUGACAUCAUCAAUGCUAUAAGCUGGAGACUGGCGACAUGUUAAUUAGCAUAAGCAAUCAUGAAUUUCAGUGUACUCUGUACAUGUGACAAUAGUGGACCUUUAAACCUAAAGAAGAAUUUGGAAAAAGAAGAAAUGUGCUGCAAUCUGUUACUAAAACACAAAGAAAGAAACCAGUUCAGAUCCUGACGUUGUUCCUCCAGACAUGUGAAAGCAGGAAAACAAACGAACAGAACCAACUGCACCAUUGAAUCUAAAAACCUUGGCUUCUGGUUUAUACACCUACUUUUAUUUGAAUGGAAUUUAAAAAAAGAAACUAAAAUCCUCUCUUUCACAGAAGGACUUGGAAACAGACAGUCAUGCCUUUAUUACAUCUUGCCUGGAUUAUUGUAAUUCCUUAUAUGUGGGUCUGUCCAAAUCUGCUCUGUCGCACCUUCAGCUGGUUCAAAACGCUGGGCCUAGAAAAAAGGAUCAUAUCCGCCACCAAUUCUAGCCUGUCUCCACUGGCUACCAGUGAGGUGUCACAUUGAUUUUAAAAUCUUGUUGUUUGUUUUUAAAGCCCGGCAUGAUCAAACUCCAAAAACACAUCUAUGACCUCCUUCAUCCCUAUGUGGCACCGACAGAAUUGAGGUCAUCUGGACGACAACUCCUCGUAGUUCUGAGAUCUCGGCCGAAGUUGAGGGCAAACCGAGUUUUCUCAGUUGUUUCUCCACGACUUUGGAAUGACUUGCCUUUCCACAUCAGGUCUUCAUCCCCUAUCGAUGUUUUUAAAAGUCGGCUUAAGACCUACUUGUUUUCUUCCCCCUUCCACUGUGUAUAAUGGGAUUGUGGUUGAUGU